Molecule: messenger RNA, 3242 nt
Organism: Cajanus cajan (pigeon pea)
Lineage: Eukaryota; Viridiplantae; Streptophyta; Magnoliopsida; Fabales; Fabaceae
Product: pentatricopeptide repeat-containing protein At1g05600
Molecular function (GO): protein binding
Source: RefSeq, a predicted model, not a curated record
GACCACGUUUUAGAUUGACCGAACCGAACCCCAGAAUCGAAAUGGCUUCCAAGCUGUUCUCCAAAGCUAGUCAUUUACAGUCAAAGGCAAGGUUGGAGGACAGCGUCGUUUGCGCACUAUGCACUUCCUUCAGAGAGGGACGAAACUGGGACGCCGUAACCCGCGAGUUUGGUGCCCUCGAGUUAAACGACUCGUCGGUGGAACAGGUCCUGCUGCACCUGAAUUCCCCCACCGACGCAAAGGCCGCAUUGGGCUUCUUCCAUUGGGCCGCGAAGCGCCACAACGGCUUCCAACACGCGACUCGCUCUUACUGCAUCGCCAUCCACCUCCUAUUGGGAGCCAGGUUAGUCACCGACGCACGUGCACUCCUCCAAUCACUCGCCCAAAGAAACACCGACACACGCACGGUUCGUGCGGUCGUCGAUUCCCUUCUCGACACGUGUCACCUUUCCACCUCUCGCUCUCUCGCGGUCAACCUUUUCAUCCAAGCCUACGCCAAGGCCAAGUUAACGGACCUCGCUUUCGACGCUUGCCGUUACGUCGAGGAUCGCGGGUUCUCCGUCAGCGUCGUUAGUUUCAACGCCUUGCUUCACGCGGUUCAGAGAUCUCACGAGUGUGGUCUCGUUUGGGAUGUUUACGAGUUCAUGAUUCGGCGAAGGGCUUACCCUAAUGUGACGAGUCUGAGGAUCAUGGUGGAUGCUCUGUGCAAGGAAGGGGAAUUGCAGAAGAGUGUUGACACCUUGGAUCGGAUCAUGCGGAAGAGGACCUUUCGUUCUCCUUCUAUGAUUGUUAACUGCGGUUUGAUGUUGAGGAUCAUGGAGAGGGGACACGUGGCGGAAUCGGAGCGCGACGUGGUGGUUUUGUUGAAGAGACUGUUGCAGAAGAAUCUGCUUCACGAGACCGUCGUGUAUUCGUUGAUUGUGCACGCCAAGGUUGUGUUUGGGGAUUUGGAUUCCGCGCGGGGGUUAUUUAUGGAGAUGGUGAGAAGAGGCUUCGAGGGGAAUGCUUUUGUUUAUAAUUCGUUUAUUGGAGCGUUUUGCAGAGAUGGGAGGAUUGAGGAGGCGGUUGGUUUGAUGCGUGAAAUGGAAGGAAAGGGGUUGGAGCCUUAUGGUGAGACGUUUGAACACAUUCUCGUUGGUUGUGCCGCGGAUUCGGAGCGGUUGGAGGAGUGUUUGCGUGCUUUUGAGGAAAUGGUGAAGGUUGGGUUUGUGCCUGGUUGUUUGGUGUUUAAUGAGGUGGUGGAGAGGCUGUGUGAGAGGGGUUAUGUGGAGAAGGCAAAUGAAAUGUUGACUGUUUUGUUGGAUAGAGGGUUUUUGCCUAAUGAUGUUACUUACUGUCGUUUGAUGCAGGGUUAUGCUGAGAAGGAGGAGGUUCAGGAAGUUCUCAAGCUGUAUUAUGAAAUGGAGUACAGAUCUGUGAGUCCUGGAUUGUUGGUUUUCGUGGCGAUUAUUCGGUGUUUGUGCCGCUGUGGGAAGGUUGAAGAUGCAGAGAGGUAUUUGAGGAUUAUGAAAGGGCGUUCGGUGAGCCCAGAUGUGACUGUGUAUGAGGCAUUGAUUGAUGGAUACGCGAAGAAGGGGGAUAGUGGUAAGGCUAUUUGCCUGCGAGAGGAGAUGGCUUCUUUGGUGUUGUGAUGUGGUGUUGUUAUUGUACAGAAAAGAGGUGAAAGGAAGGUAGUGCUUCUUGUUUCGAGAAAUGGUGCUUCCAGCAAUGUAUAAUGUCAAAAUGGUGAUAUGGAUGUGUUAUUUAUGCUGCAUCAAGAGCAAUGUAUGUUGGAAACUUGUUGUGAAGUGUGGAAUGGGCUGAUAUGGUUAAAUUAGAUGUCAUAUAAAGGAGGGAGGCUUGCAGGCUUUGGACAUGGUGAGUAUAUAACAGAAGAAGCAACAUGAAAUAUUGAAAUGUAAGAUUUUGUUGCUUUGUGUAGUAUGUGCAAAUUGGAAUACAUAGAACUGCCAACAAGCAUUUCAAAGAUAGUCAUACCUUUGGAAGUGGUAGUGACAUGAACUUGUCAGAUACACAAUUUGGCAAAAUUUUAACAACUGGAUUUCAUUGAAAUAUUUUUCUCAUUCCCAGUAUUUUCAUUAAUUUACUGAUGCCAUUUGGCUUUUGAAGUAAGUUGUUAUUUGGAGGUGGUUGUGGCUUUAGUAUUGAUGAUAUUGCGACAACCUGCAAUUUUUACGAUAUCACAUUAUUGUUGUCCUCCAGAUGUAUAUAGAUUUCAUACAAUGUGGAAUGGGCUGAUAUGUAUAAAUUACAUCUCGUGCACAUGGUAGUUAGUUAUUUUUGUAUAAUUUUACUCAUUUCAAAGAUUAUUGAGAAAUUGUUAAUAUAGGUCUCUUCAUAGUUCAUACAGAUAAAGAAUGGAGGAUUAGAGGCUUUGGACAUGCUUAGUUUGCAACAGCAAGAGCAGCACUAUAAGUAAGCUUUUGUGAACUUGUGUAAUUUGUGCAAAUCAUAUUUAUAUUAGAACUGCCAACCAGCAUUUUAAAGAUAAUCAGGCUUUUUGAAGCAAUAUUGCCAUAUAUAUUGCCGGAUACAUUUGUGGGAUCGAAAGACUUUUCUCAUUCCCAUUACUUUUUCCAAGGUUGUUUUUGAAGCAUUACUUUUCCUGCGUAAUGUGAAAUCUAUCUCUAUUUUUGGAAAGGAAGGAACAGGGCAUGAAAUGCACAUACUGCACCGUGUAUACAGAACCCAUAUUGGUGAGCCUGAAAUUGGAUCUACUAAAGCCGAGGAUGUGUUAAAACUUUUUCAAGGAAAGUAGAUGUGUUUGAAUGAAUACAGUUCAGUUUCUGAAUCAAAUAAUCCUAUCCAUUGGCAGAGAUUUGCCUUACAAAUGCUAGAAGAUCCUAAUAACAGAGCAAAGCACAUCUAGUCGUAAUUCACACUAUUGGAUAGCUACAGAAUGUUUAGGUGAUGGGAAUGCUCAAAAGUGGGCAUCUAAAACAGCCAAUAGUAACUGUUACGAUUUUGUUCCUUGGGCAUGUGUUGUUGCAUAUUUGAAUUCUGUCAAGGUUGUGGGAGCCUGGUUGAAAGUUCAGAGGUGGAGGAUGAUUGCAUGGUUUCUCCUAAUCUGUUUAAAAGUGUUAGCUUGCCUACACAUCCUGUAGAAAAUUUUGAAGGUCGUGCAUUCUGCCUUUUACCUUUACCAAUCAGUACUGGUCUUCCUGCUCGUGUAAAUGCAUACUUUGAAUUAAGGGUAACUAACAUUUCUUAAUGAAACCCUCCUGAUAUUAUCUUUUGAAUCA